Molecule: messenger RNA, 3064 nt
Organism: Capsella rubella
Lineage: Eukaryota; Viridiplantae; Streptophyta; Magnoliopsida; Brassicales; Brassicaceae
Product: receptor-like protein 12
Exons: 2
Coding region: 1-3006 (1001 amino acids)
Molecular function (GO): protein binding
Source: RefSeq, a predicted model, not a curated record
AUGGAGCUUCAUAUUACUCUUUUAUUCACAAAUAUGAAAGCUUUCUUAUGUAAUCAGAAAAUGAUAUCGAUUCUUCGUUCCAUCUCUUUCCUUUUUUUCGUUUCAUGUUUGCUAAACACAUUUGUUUCUUCUACACAACACUUGUGUCAUCUAGACGAAAGGGAUGCUCUUCUAGAGUUUAAGACUGAGCUUUUGAUCAAGAAGCCUCUUUUGGACGUUGAUUCAUAUAUAAAGACCGAAUCAUGGAUGAACAAAAGUGAUUGUUGUUCUUGGGACGGCAUCACGUGUUCUGCUAAGUCGGGCAGAGUCAUCGGACUAGACCUUAGUUUCAACUACCUCUACAGCAAGCUCGAAUCCAACAGUAGCUUAUUUAAACUGCUUCAUCUCCGUGAUUUGAACCUUACUGGCAAUAAUUUCAACGGUUCAUCAAUCCCAGCUGAGUUUGAUAAGCUCAUGAGGCUAGAAAGACUUGACCUCUCUGAUUCUUCACUUUCAGGCCAAAUUCCGGUCAACCUUCUUCAGCUAACCAAGUUGGUGUCUCUCCAUCUUUCUUCUAGUCUUUAUCCUGAUUUUUCUUCUUUUCUAUCUAUUGAAGAAUCUUUUCUUCAUCUGCUUGCUCAAAAUUUGAGGAAUCUUAGAGACCUGGAUAUGAGCAGUGUCAACAUUUCUUCAAAAAUCCCCCAUGAGUUUUCAAACAUGCGAUCUCUAAGGUCACUAGAUCUUAGCAACUGCAACCUCUUUGGAAAAUUUCCAAGUAGUGUUCUUCUGAUACCAAGCCUGCAGUCCAUUACAUUAAGUUCCAAUCCAAAUCUGAGAGGCAAACUUCCUGUUUUUGGUGAAAAUAACUCUUUGCUAAAGCUAUCCAUUGAAAGAACAGCCUUUUCGGGUCCCAUACCCGACUCCAUUAGCAGCCUCAAACAUUUGAUUUCCUUGACCCUUUCCUUUUCCCAAUUCUCAGGGAAGAUUCCUUUUUCAGUUGGGAAUCUUUCUCAUCUCUCAUAUCUCUAUCUCUCUUAUAAUAACUUUGUUGGUGAAAUCCCAUCUUCAAUUGGCAAUCUAAAACAAUUGACCCAUUUUCAUGUUAGUUAUAACAAGCUCAGUGGAAACUUGCCAGCUUCAAUACUCAAUUGUACUCAACUACUUGAACUCGAUCUCUCUUCAAAUCAGUUCACAGGUUCCCUUCCACCGAUCAUUAGCCAAUCCUCCAAAUUAGAGUCUUUUUAUGCUGGUGAUAAUUCUUUUACGGGAGCCAUUCUUUCAUCCCUAGUCAAGAUUCCCUCUUUGACCGAUAUCUCUUUGGGUUAUAACCAAUUCAACGACUUUGCUGGGAUUGAGAAUAUCUCUCUCCUACCUAAUUUACGAUAUAUCUCUAUUGAGAAUAGAAAUUACAACAAAGUCUCUGAUUCAGAAGUUAACUUAAAUGUCUUCUUGCCUCUCAAGAAGCUAGACUCGUUACUUAUAUCGGGCAUCCCUCUUUCUACAGCCAACAUCACUCUUGAUUCGGAUUUCCCAUCAAGUUUGAAAUAUUUAAGUUUGAGUGGCUGCAACAUCACUGAGUUCCCUGAGUUCAUAAGAAAAGGAAGAAAUCUUAGAAUUCUAGACUUUUCCAACAAUAAAAUGAAAGGUCAAGUACCAGACUGGUUGUGGAGACUGCCAAAAUUGGAGUCUGUGCUUCUCUCUAACAACUCUUUCAGCGGUUCCAAUGGAUCCUUCGAAGUUUCUCCGGAGAGUCUAAUAAGUUAUGUUGAUCUAAAAUCAAAUGCUUUCCAAGGACCACUCUUCAUCCCGUCAUCCAAGCAUCUCCGAUAUUUUUUGGGUUCCAAGAAUAACUUCACUGGAGAGAUCCCUCGAUCAAUAUGUAGAGCAAGUUCUCUAGAGGUCCUAGAUCUCUCAAACAACAACUUCGACGGCUCAAUUCCUCAGUGUUUAGAGACUCUCAUGAGUUCUCUUACAGAUCUAAAUCUCCAUAACAACAGACUCAGCGGAAUGAUUCCUGAAAUAUUUCAGAACGCCAAGAGCUUAAUGUCACUUGACCUUAGUCACAAUCGAUUGGAGGAAAAGUUUCCAGCUUCUUUUGUUGGUUGCUCUGAAUUGGAAGUUUUAAAUGUGGGAAGCAACACAGUCAACGACAUGUUUCCUUUCCACUUGAAUUCUCUGCAGAAGCUUCAAGUUCUCGUCCUCCGUUCUAACAAGUUUCAUGGCACAUUACAUAACGGUGAUGGAUUUUGGUUUGAAUUUCCUCAGUUGAAAAUCAUUGAUGUAUCACAUAAUGACUUCUUCGGUGCCUUGCCAUCUGAUUACUUCUUGAACUGGACUGCGAUGUAUUCCGAGAGAGACAAUAAUAUGGAACUAGAUUACAUUAGUAAUUUUGGGGGCAUCACCUACUACUUUUCACUUGUGUUGAUGAGUAAAGGAGUAUCAAUGGAGAUGGAACGUAUCCUUACAACCUACACAGCCAUCGAUUUUUCAGGAAAUCAACUUAGUGGACAAAUUCCUGAUUCUGUUGGUUUUCUAAAGGAGCUUUGUAUUCUCAACAUGUCAAACAAUGCUUUCACGGGCCACAUCCCAUCUACUUUGGCAAAUUUGACGAAUCUGGAGUCACUAGACCUAUCCCAAAACAAGAUAUCUGGUGAGAUUCCUCCUGAGCUUGGGAGCCUUUCUUCUCUCGCAUGGAUAAACAUUUCACAUAACCAACUUGUAGGUUCCAUUCCGCAAGGCACACAGUUUCAGCGACAAAACUGCUCCUCCUAUGAAGGAAACCCGGGGCUUAAUGGUUCUUCCCUUAAGGAUAUUUGUGGAGAUAUCAAAGCGCCAACACAAUCCGAACUGGUGGAGACAAAAGAAGAAGAAGAAGAAGAAUCAUUGAGUUGGAUGGCAGCAGGUUUAGGCUUUGCACCUGGAGUUGUAUUUGGACUAGUAUUGGGACACAUAGUGGUUUCGUACAAGCAUGAGUGGUUCAUGAAGGUUUUUGGCCGACGCAAGCAACGAACCAUUAGGGCUCGUUAACGCGUUGUUGGUCUGUUCGACAAAGUUGGUGUAUCUAAUAACAUCAUAAAUAAUUUGU